Messenger RNA from Cyprinodon variegatus (sheepshead minnow), 827 nucleotides. Its product is annotated as receptor-transporting protein 3-like. Lineage: Eukaryota; Metazoa; Chordata; Actinopteri; Cyprinodontiformes; Cyprinodontidae. Gene Ontology annotation, molecular function: olfactory receptor binding. The transcript is spliced from 2 exons. Bases 54 to 536 code for a protein of 160 amino acids. Gene Ontology annotation, biological process: protein insertion into membrane; protein targeting to membrane. The record is from RefSeq and is a predicted model, not a curated record.
ACUGUUAGAGCUUUUACUCUUCUUCAACCAACAGUCUCAUCUGUUUUUAAAAGAUGAACCAGCAGGAUUGGACACGCAUCUUUGAUGAUCAAAUUGCAAUUCUAAGUGGUAAAGGAGACACUUGGAAUCUGGUGUUUGAUGAAAGUAUUGAGCCCAAUAAUCCAGACUAUGGCUGGACGAAAUACUUCAGGAAAACAACUGCAAGAUUCAGCUGCACCUCAUGUAGGAGAACUUGGCCUUCAAACCGGGUUAUGGUGAUUUUCCACAUGCGCCUAAUGGGUGGGCAAGGCACUGUCAAGGUCAGGCCUGCACGUCAAGAAUGCAAGAGAUGUACCAGUGCAGCGAUGGUGAAGCCAUUGGUUGAGCCAGAAAACAUUCGUAUCCUGAUGGAGAACCUAGUCCAGAAAGUUAGAAGAAAUUGCUACCAUGAAGACAUCGGAGAGCCAAACAGGAGGUCCAACAGCCUUGAUGUCAAGAGUCCCCAUGAGCCUAAACAUUGUGAGGGAUGCAGGUUAGGAAUCUGUACCAGAGAUUGAGCUAAUAAUGAUAAACUUAUUGAAAUUAUCUACAAAAUGCCUCUUUCUUUCUCUCUCUAUGUUUAUACUUCUGUGUUUUGUUAUUGUGGGUGUUAAAUCUAUAUUUAUUGGUUAUUACAUGAAACUGCUUUCAUUAAUAAUGAGAUAUAAAAUGUCUAUGUAUUAUUUCAAUUCAAAGUAAAUGUGUCUUAAUAGGAUUUGAUGAAAAGGUACCUCUAACUGAUUCGUCAUUGUGGUAAACUGGCCUUUAAACAUAAGAAUAUAUACAUUUUCUAAGUUUAACUUUAAGAA